AUGACAAAAGAUCAAAAGGAAAAACAACUAGCAGUUGCAUUUGUUUGUUUGGGUAACAUUUGCCGUUCCCCAAUGGCUGAAGCAGUUUUUGCAGAAACAGUGAAAUUAAAUGGUCUUGAGUCCCAUUUCAGUAGAAUUGACUCAUUUGGAACAGCACGUUAUCAUAUAGGUGAACCACCAGAUGAUCGUAGCUCUUCUACAUGUAAAGCACAUGGUGUUCCAGUUAACCACAGAGCUCAACAAAUCAAAGAUCAUCAUUUUAAAGAAUUUGAUUACAUUAUUUGUAUGGAUGAAAGCAAUUACGAUAAUUUGAAAAGAAUAUGCAAAGAUAAAACACUUUGGGAUAAAAUUUAUUUAUUUGGUCACUGGAAUACUGAUGGAAAGUAUAAUAAGAUUGUUGAUGACCCAUAUUAUGGUGGUAUUGAGGGAUUUGAGUAUAAUUUUAACCAAGUAAAAUAUUUCAGUGAAGAAUUUUUAAAAAGAGAAUUGUAA
This is a messenger RNA of Arxiozyma heterogenica, 492 nucleotides long. RefSeq names its product tyrosine protein phosphatase LTP1 (gene LTP1). Gene Ontology annotation, molecular function: protein tyrosine phosphatase activity. The transcript has a single exon. The record is from RefSeq and is a predicted model, not a curated record. NCBI's taxonomy places the organism in Eukaryota, Fungi, Ascomycota, Saccharomycetes, Saccharomycetales, Saccharomycetaceae. Gene Ontology annotation, biological process: protein dephosphorylation. Bases 1 to 492 code for a protein of 163 amino acids.